CUCGUCCUGCGGACCGGCUGCGCUGUCGUUGCCCUGACGCCUCCGUUGUUUACCGAAGCAGACGCUGAGGGUCAUGGCAGCUCUAAAUAGCUGAAGAGGCCGGGCCAUGAACAAGACCCGCGCGAAGCUCGCCUUCGCAAAGCGCUGAACUGAACUGAACCGAGUAGUCGCGUUCGGCAGCCGGACAAAGCAAGGCUCCGCCUCUCUCGCGCGCGAGAACUCGCUGGGAAGAACGUCGUCCUCGCGCCGGGCCUUUGAGGAGCUGGCCCUCGAAGCCAGACUGGUCGUGUUGAGUGUGCUUCAAGUUUGUUGCUGCUAACUGAUGAAAACCUGAUUUUCUGUUUACAGAAAAGGAUUGACGUAAUAUGCCCAUGGUGAUAUUGAGGAAAUAGAGACGUGUUAUGUAAACGAACUAAAGCUGUGCAUUUAUACGUUGUAAAGGCAAUGAAACAUAUAAACAAAUCAUCGUGCAAAUAAAACUGUAUACAUAGUCCUAUGAAAGUGUAGGUGAAGUGAAGUGAAGUGUAAUGACAAAAGAAAUUCUUUACUACCGAAUAAAAACUACAACUUGAGAUAAGUGCGUUUAUGGGGCACUGAAAAAAAAACCCGAAUAUAUAUACAUUUCUUAGAUAUAACUAACCAGGAAAGACAUCACACAUCAGAAAGGAAAGUCUGACAUUAUAAGAGAAGAUCUAGUUGACUUUCUAGUAAAUACAGGGUCACACAAGAACUAUAGUUCUACUACUUGUUCUCCUUUCCGGGGAAAAUGAAAGCUCCUCAACAUCCGACAAAAUAUUCUGCUCUUCUUUUCCUCUUGGUCGCGGAACAUGCCUGCGCUGCCGCCACCACCACGCCCCGGAGCCUCGGAGGAGCGGGCGAAGGCGACGGCCCCACGGGAACGCCCGGCGGCGGGGGCGCUGAGGGCAUCCCCGGGUUGCUGGAGCUGAGUCAGGCGGUGACUCAGCUGACUCAGAGACUCGCUACACUCGAAGUGAGUCUCGAGUCACGCUUUCUGAGACUUGGAGAAACGAUGACGAAGGGGGACGCGCUGCUCGAGGCCCUCGGCGCCCGCAUGAGAAAAGUGGACACCCUGGUGGAGAAGGUGGAGGCCCUGGACACCCGCCUGACCCACGAGACGUCCUCCCUGCACUCCACGCUCAGGGAUACCAAUAGAGACCUUCAGGGCAUGGCGACAAAGCUAGGGGAGCUGGAGAGCAAGGUCGAGGCAGGAGACGGGUCACGACACGAAACCAGGUCACACCAUCAAGGCACGUCAGAAUUCAGCUCCGAAACCGAGAUCGCAGCACAGAUAGGCCUACGUUUCGGUCUCAAUAUAUCAGGUAAGCCUAUGUUUUGGUCUCUCAAUAUAUCAGGUAAGCCUAUGUUUUGGUCUCUCAAUAUAUCAGGAAGGCCUCUGUUCGGUCUCUCAAUAAUAUCAGUAGGCCUAUGUAUUCGGUCUCUCAAUAUAUCAGGUAGGCCUAUGUCGGUCUUUCACUAUUCAGUUGCCUAUGUACGGUCUCUCAAUAUAAUCAGGUCGGCCUAUGUAUUCGGUCUCUCAGUAUAUCAGGUAGGCCUAUGUAUCGGUCUCAAUAUAUCAGGUAUGCCUAUGUUGCGGUCUCUCGAUAUAUCAGGUAAGCCUAUAUUUCGGUCUCUCAAUAUAUCAGGUAUGCCUAUGUUGCGGUCUCUCGAUAUAUCAGGUAGGCCUAUGUUUCGGCCUCUUAAUAUGUCAGGCCUAUGUUUCGGUCUCUUAAUAUAUCAGGUAGGCUAUGUAACGGUCUCAAUAUAUCCAGUUAAGAGAUUACUUCAGUCUGUGCUGAAGAAGAGCGACGAUUUACGGCGUGGCCUCACGAAGCAGACGAGCGAGGGCGUGGACCUCUUGAAGCUCCUUCACCAAAGAUUUUCUGUCCUUCUUCGGCGCAUGAACACUGAGCCUAAUCAUGGCCAGAUGCUCCGAGCUGAAAUGCAAGAAUUGGGUUCCUUGGUGGAGUCUUCAUACUCAGCUGUUCUCGUCGCCCAGAACGCCUUCAUCGAGUCCUGCGAACGCAUUCAGAUGGAGGAACCAACGCUGGAACUCAAAAUCACCGAAAUCCUGGAUAAACUCGUGACGAAUAUCGAUCUGGGACACCAGUUUAAUCGUCGCCAGCUGUCAGACCUGAGAGAAUUAGUCGAACAUCUAGGAGGAGCUGGAAAUGGCGAGUCGCCUCCAAAGUUGAACCUGUCGCGAGGCAUGGGGAGAUUUGAGCAACACACAUCUUCGGUCUCUGCCGGGAAAUUCGGGAAGCUGAAGGAGGCGCUGCUGGAGGGCAUCGAGAGCGCCAACCUGACGGUGGUGAAGCUGGAGGGUCUGGAGGAAAAGGUGGAGGAUCUCUCGAACGAGCUGCUGGAGACCAACUGGGCUUACUUCCAGCAGAAGGAACCCGCAGACCGGCUGACGACGGCCGCCAAGGACCUAAGGGGCUUCGUGCAAGACCAAAUCCUCCAGACGCUGAACCUCCACGAAUCCCUGCUGGCUGUCCUCGAGCAGCUGACGAUCAGCAACGACGUCGAUCAGCAGCGGGAAGCCAUAACGACCAUGCACCUGGAAAUUGAGCACGAUAGCCUGGAGCAAGGAACCUUCAUCCUGCCCUCGGAGUGCACCGCGGCUCUCAUCCAGCAGGUCCGCAGCCUGCCUGAGUUCCAGGCCAACCAGCAGGACAGGACCACUCCUGCCACGGCCGUCGAAGGGCCCCCCGAGGACCUGUCUGCGGUGUGGUUCAGCGGGCAAGACUUCGGGACUCCGGACCGGAUGUUCCCCCUGUACGGAGACCAUGGCUGGGUCGACAGGCAGGACGACUACUCUAGCGACGACGACUACGACUCAGAGUCCGCCUCAGGAGAGACCACGUCUUCCCCGACUCCGUCCUCGACGCCUGGAGGCGUGGAUCAAUACUUCGGGAUAUUCAAAAAUUUCGCCUGAUAAUCACAGAAGUUACAACUAAUGGAUUUUGUGUACAUAAUUAUGUUUCCCUUCAAAUGUGCAAUAUUUUGUUCUAACACUGAUAUAUAUACUAAUGGAAGUAAGAAAAUAUGGUAGUAUGCUUUCUCUGUGGAGCUGGUAUGUGACUUAAAUCUUAUGUGGACGAGUUUAUUAGUGUACGCAUAACACAAUGAAGAUAUGUAUUUUUGGAGACUGAAUGCUUAUAAUAAGUUUAAUAAUAAACUUGUAUAUAUGCUUACAGAAAGAGAUAGAGAAACUGUAUGUGUAUAUAUAAUGGCAUCUAUACAUCUAUGCAUUCCUAGAUAUAAACAAACAUACACUGAUACACAGCACGCACUCAUACAGCACGCACUCAUAUCACACACACACACACACACACACACACACACACACACACACACACACACACACACACACGCACGUGCGCGCGCGCGCGUAAACAAAUAUACACAUUGCCUGUUUCUCUUGUCUGUUGCAUGAAUAUGUAAAUAUUGCAAUAUGCAUUCGCUGUGUAAAUCGGAAAAGGUUUGUUAUAGAAGUCUAGAUGAAAGUAUAUUUAAACAUUUAUUUAUCAAAAUUUACAUUUCUAGAUACACAAUGAUGAAAUUUUGUUUGUUAUAUUUUCUAUUUUUUCUUAAUCUGCUUAAAAUGUAUGCAACUACGCAAAAGAGAAAAGCCUUGUAACACUGUUUUAUUGUGUUUACAAUAAAUGCUUACGACAA
Molecule: messenger RNA, 3699 nt
Organism: Penaeus chinensis
Lineage: Eukaryota; Metazoa; Arthropoda; Malacostraca; Decapoda; Penaeidae
Exons: 17
Coding region: 767-2956 (729 amino acids)
Source: RefSeq, a predicted model, not a curated record